Molecule: messenger RNA, 1495 nt
Organism: Setaria italica (foxtail millet)
Lineage: Eukaryota; Viridiplantae; Streptophyta; Magnoliopsida; Poales; Poaceae
Exons: 3
Coding region: 564-1028 (154 amino acids)
Source: RefSeq, a predicted model, not a curated record
CUAGGCCAGCCAGAGAGAGAGAGAGCCGCUGCGUGCGCUCGCUCUCGGAGAAAUCGAAAGUGCGCAUCCGCUCUCGCCGCUGGUCGUGACCUCGUAGCCGCCGCCCGCCGACGUCUCGUCCACCUUGUCCGGAACUCCGGCGACCCCGAAUCGCCCAUCAAGGGCGAAAUGGAGGCCUCGUCGCCUCGCCGGAAGCCGCGGCCAGCCCCCGCGGAGGAGUCCGAGACGAGCCUGGAGUCUCUCCCGUCGGAGAUCCACGAGAGGAUCGUCUCCCUCCUCCCGGUGCGCUACGCGGUCCGCACAUCCGCCGUCUCCCGCGCCUGGCGCCGCAUCUGGGAGUCCGCCCCGGCCUCGCCCUCGAUUGGGGCUAUGAGUAUGGGGCUGACCCAGCCUACGCCGACGACGUCCUCGCGCGCUACUCCCACCCCGUCCGCAGCUUCUUCUUCCACCUGCCCGAGGAGUCGUUCCAGUGCUCGGACGACUGGGUCCCCCUCCUCGCCGGCAAAGGGGUCCAGACGCUAAGGCUCCAUUUCAGCCAGGGAAGGGAUGUCGAACCCCACUACAUGGACGUGUCAAUCUUCUCCUGCCGCGAGCUCACUUUCCUCGACCUCAUAGGCUGUGACAUACCGGCCGCCCCAGCAGGUUUAGUUGGGUUCCCAAAUCUGACCAAGCUGUACUUACAUGGGGUUGGAUUCCCGGAUAAUGGGGUGAGGGGAUUAGAAGAGUUGAUUGCCGAGUCACCAUUGCUUCAGGUGCUGUGGCUGGAUAAAUUGUGGUUUCCAGAGGACGAGGAUGUGGAUGAGCAGGAUGGUCAUGGGUUUGAAGAAUUGGUUAUUCGGGCACCCAAUCUUCGGAAUUUGAGAAUUGUUUCUGAGUAUGACAAUGGGUGGCAGAUCGAGGAACUUCCAUGUAUUGAGAAAGUGGAGAUCAGUUCCGACAACUACACCACUAACCGUGAUUUCAUGAGGCUUCUCACUAGGGUAGCCCGUGUCCGAGAACUCUCCCUCAAGAUGCCGGAUGCUGUGUAGUUCACACGAUGCUCAUGUGGAUGCAGUACCUCACUCUUGCGAUUCAGAAUGUUUGGGUCUCAUCAGGCAUUGCAUUACACACUAUCAAUCUCAAGGAAAACAAUGGACAUUUCAUCAUGUGACUGCUCUGGUCAGAAAAGGUUCUCGGUUUACCAUGAUUCAGAUUGUCCAAGUCCUCACCUAAUGGAUUUUAUGUAAUUUAGAACUGUGUUCUGCUUCAUCCAGGAUAUGCAGCCUCCUGUAAUGUAAAUAGGCAACAGCUGUCACAUUAGUGGAGUUAAAAUUAUCUGGAUAGCAUUCCUUGAUAGUGUCACACGUCUUAUUAUUCUCUGUUGUUUUGUAAUGUUUAUCUUAACUCUGUAUCUGUGUUAGUCUGGUCCGGUAGGCCCCUUAAGUUGCAUAUGUGUGCCAUAAAUCCAUCAACCAGUAACCCAAAAAUAAUGUGACAUACCUGCAGUCUUUACUAA